Rhagoletis pomonella (apple maggot) is the source of this 818-nucleotide messenger RNA. RefSeq lists its product as uncharacterized. The transcript has 2 exons. NCBI's taxonomy places the organism in Eukaryota, Metazoa, Arthropoda, Insecta, Diptera, Tephritidae. The coding region runs from base 33 to 728 and encodes 231 amino acids. The record is from RefSeq and is a predicted model, not a curated record.
CACUUAACUGAGCAAGUCGACUAGCUUUUAAAAUGAGUGAUAAAUCAAGAGAACAAGAUAAAUGGCAACAGCGCAAGAGUAACGAGGAACAAGGACAAUCCCUGUUAACAAAUGGCCAGACGGCGAGGCGAUCAAGCACAGAAAGUGAAAGUAGUAUCCCUUAUAUGGACAGACUCAAUGAUGCCAGCAGCAGCUCCAGUAUCAGCGUAGCGCCGACCACCACCAGUGGCAAUGCAAGCAAAGAGCAAUUGUUGGAAGACAUUGAUGGGCAGGGGCCCUCAAACGCAGAGAAACGCAAUGUCCAUUUAACCAUCGUUGUACAGGUGGAUGAAAAGGAUAAUCAUUUUGAGGCUAAAUGCACGGAACUUUCGCGGCUUCAAAGUGGCGACGGCUUCGUCGGCGGCGGCGACGAAAGUUGCACAGAGUCUCCUGAAAUUUUAGCUACUGCCGAGCCAAUGAGUAGAAGCUUGCGGCGGAAUUCUAUAUCAUUGCCGAUGGGCAUCGAUGCUGUUGAUCUCGAAGCUUUGCGCCUAAAAUACCAAAUGCAGGAACAAGAAGCUCUCAGCGAAGAGGAAAAGAGCGACAGCCAUGGCGAAAGUAUAAACGAUGAUAGUUGCGGUUCUGUUACCCUAACUGUACCAGAAAGGAGUAGUUCAUCAAUAAACCAGAAGGAUGAAGACGAAAGCGACGAUGAAGAAUAUAGUAGCAGCCGUCGAAAAUAUCGGUAAGUAUUAUUAUGAUUUUAUUUUUAUUUGUAUUAUACAUUCUACAUAUCGUACCUUUGCUGCAGAGUGUCAUAAUACCCCAAAAAUAAUGUU